AUGCGCGGCGCACUAAGGUGCAGUGCCGCUUUGCGCUAUCCUCGGACUGUAAGGCCUUUGACGGAUGGCGGCAGAUGUGCGAGGUCCAUUCGGACAAGCGCAGCGCCACAAGCCUGGAGAACAGGCUCAUGUUACCGCAAAACACAACCAGAAUUCGCGAUCCAAGGCGCAAAACUAUCAACAUCAUGUCCCACCCGUUCUCGAUCAAUGGCGACGGUAGUCGACGCCAAGCCUGCUCAUGGCGGAGGUCCAAUUCCGGAGUAUGACAGAAGAGUUGCAGCAGGCAGGUUGCGAAAUGACGAGCAUCAAAGGGGAAUCAUCCAGAAUUUCCAAAACUUAUAUCAUGAGUUGGAACGAUACGACGCCCCUCCUGUUGAGCAUCCCAGCAUCGAAUCUCUAAAACCUACAAAGAAGUCCAUAUUCUCGUCGCUUUUUAGCGGAGGCAGCAGCAAGCCUGCUAUCAAGGAUAUCCCCAGCGACCUCCCAAAAGGCCUCUAUCUACACGGCGACGUUGGCUGCGGCAAGACCAUGCUGAUGGACUUGCUAUACGACACCCUACCCCCAUCAGUCAAGUCGAAAAGUCGCAUUCACUUUAACAAUUUCAUGCAAGACGUACACAAGCGAUUGCAUAGGUUCAAAAUGGAGCACGGUAUUGAUAUUGAUGGUGUGCCAUACAUCGCGGCCGAUAUCGCUCAGCAGGGAAACGUUCUCUGCUUCGACGAGUUUCAGUGCACAGAUGUGGCAGAUGCCAUGAUUCUGCGAAGACUGCUCGAAUCUCUCAUGUCCCACGGUGUUGUUCUCGUAACAACCUCCAACAGACAACCCGAUGAGCUAUAUAAGAACGGCAUCCAGCGAGAGUCUUUUAUCCCUGCCAUCGAACUCCUCAAGAACCGUCUGCAUGUCAUCAACCUCGACUCCCCUACGGAUUACCGAAAGAUCCCUAGACCACCGUCCGAUGUUUACCACACACCACUCGACAGCAAUGCCCAGGCCCAUGCAGAGAAAUGGUUCCGGUACCUUGGCGACCCUGAACAGCCCGAGCCUCGCCCUGAGGUACAAUCAGUUUGGGGUCGUGAAAUCUAUGUUCCACGAGUUAGCGGACGGGCAGCGUGGUUUACAUUUGAUGAGCUGAUCCGACAACCGAAAUCCGCUGCCGACUUUAUCGAGCUGGUACGCGCCUAUGAAGCUUUCAUCGUUACCGAUAUCCCCGCAAUGACCCAUCAACAACGAGAUCUUGCCCGGCGUUUCAUCACGUUCAUUGACGUUGUCUACGAGGGCAACGCCAAGCUCGUUCUUACUACAGAAAAGCCCCUAUCAGAGCUCUUUGUCUCCCGUGACGAGAUCGCUGAAAGCCUCAUGAAGCAGGGUGUGAAGCACGAGCAUGCCGAGAAAGCUGCUGAAAACCAUGACCUGGUGCAUAACGUCAAUAAGCUUAAGGACUCAAACUUGUUUGCUGGCUCCGAAGAAGCUUUUGCAUUUGCUCGAGCGCUCAGUCGAUUGCGACACAUGGAGAGUAAGGAGUGGGUGGAGAGGGGAAUGGGCCUUGAGAGUCAAGGCGGCAAGUCGGAUAAGGACAACUGGAACAAGGCGAGGAGUCGACAGAUGGAGGAUUCCAUGUGA
This is a messenger RNA of Fusarium sp. VM40, 1620 nucleotides long. NCBI's taxonomy places the organism in Eukaryota, Fungi, Ascomycota, Sordariomycetes, Hypocreales, Nectriaceae. The record is from the annotation of a GenBank genome assembly.